Molecule: messenger RNA, 1656 nt
Organism: Eublepharis macularius
Lineage: Eukaryota; Metazoa; Chordata; Lepidosauria; Squamata; Eublepharidae
Product: T-complex protein 1 subunit theta-like
Exons: 1
Coding region: 1-1656 (551 amino acids)
Biological process (GO): protein folding
Cellular component (GO): chaperonin-containing T-complex
Molecular function (GO): ATP-dependent protein folding chaperone; ATP binding; ATP hydrolysis activity
Source: RefSeq, a predicted model, not a curated record
AUGGCUGCUCAUGUCCCCGUGGCCCCCGGCCUGCCUCAGAUGUUCAAAGCAGGCGUGAAGUACUUCAGCGGCCUGCAGGAGACGCUCUUCAGCAACCUCACAGCCUGCAAAGCUUUGGUGUGCUCCUUGCGCACCUGCUAUGGCCCCAUGGGCCGCAACAAGCUGGUGGUCAACCACCUUGGCAAGAGCUUCCACACCUCCCAUGCUGCCACCAUCUUGCGCGAACUGGAGUUGGAAAACCCUGUGGCUUGUCUGCUGCGCACUACUGCUGAAGCCCAAGAGGCAGAGACGGGCGAUGGCACAAAUUUUGUCAUCCUCCUGGCUGGGGCACUGCUGGAGAAUGCAGAGAAACUGUUGCGGUCGGGGGUGCCGGUGGUCCACAUCUGUGCCGGUUAUGAGAUGGCUUGCAAGGAAGCCCUGCGCCUACUGCCUGGCCUUGUCUGCCAUGUCCUGAAAAAACCACGUGACAUGGAGGAGGUGCUGUGGGCUUUGCAGGCCAUUGUGGGCAGUAAGGUGUUUGGCCACCAGAACUUCUUGUCGAGCCUAGCGGCCAAGGCCUGUAUCUCAGUGCUGCCCCAGGCCAGUACAACCUUCAACCCGGAUUUUAUCCGUAUCUGCAAAGUCCCCGGAGGUGGCGUUGGUGACUCUUGUGUCCUGGACGGGGUGGUUGUCUGCACAGAGGCUGAAGGGGUCGUCAGGCGGGUAGAGAAGGCCCGUAUCGCUGUCUACUCCUGCCCCUUUGGCCCAUCGGGAUUGGAAGCAAAGAGCAACGUCGUUUUCCACAGUGCUGCAGAGCUAAAGGACUUUGGUGGCAGCGAAGAGAAGCUGAUGGAGCAACGCAUCAAAGCCAUGGCGAUCGCUGGCAUCAAUGCGGUUGUCGUGGGGGGAAAAGUGGAUGACAUGGCACUCUACUAUGCCAACAAGUACAGGAUCAUGGUAGUGCGACUGAAUUCCCGGAUGGAGCUACAAAGCCUGAGCCAGGCUGUGGGAGCCACCCUGUUGCUCAGUUUGGUCCCCCCAUUGCCGGAAGCGAUUGGGCACUGCCGUCGCGUCUACAUGAGUGAGAUUGGCAGCACCAAUGUGGUAGUAUUCAGUCAAGAUGGUGCCGCUUGCCCUGUGGCCACUGUGGUGCUUAGAGGAGCCACCCAGGAGAUGUUGGAUUGCCUGGAAGAAGCCGUCCAUGAUGGAAUCAGUGUCUACAAAAUCUUAGGCGGUGACCCACGGCUGCUGCCUGGCUCUGGUGCCACAGAGAUGGCACUGUCCGCACGGCUUAGCACUCUAGGGUUGUACUACCCUGGAUCGGAGCAAUACGGCAUCUUGGAAUUCUCCCAAGCCUUGAAAACCCUUCCAGCCACUCUGGCCGAAAACGCAGGGCUGCCAGUCAACGAAGUGAUGGCUAAGAUGGAGGUGCAGCAUCAACUGGGCAUGCAAAACACCGGUAUCAAGUUGGUCACCGAGGAAGCCGAUACUAUCAACGCCAGCAAGGAAGGCCUGCUGGAUCCCUUCUUGGUCAAACACCGGGGCGUUGUUCUAGCCACCCAGGCGGCGGUCACACUGCUGAGAGUUAGUGAGAUCAUGGUGGCCAAAAAGAGUGGGGGGCCCAAGCCCAGGGGGGGAAACCCCAACUGGGACCAAGAGCCAGACAUGCUGGAAUGA